UAUUGAUAGAACAAAAUCUCCAAGAGGACUAGAAACUCGAGACUAUUUCGCCAAAAUCCACCAAAAUUGUAACAUUUCGGCAUUUGAAUCGACAACCGUAAGAUUUCUUCUCUAUCCCAAAGAAGAUAGCUAAUAUGGACAGAACAAAAAUCGUCAACAGGAGCAUAAGCUCAGAACUAUCUCACCAAAACCUCAACAUUUCGGGAAAAGAAUCUCAAAGGUAUCAAUCCACCAUGGAUCAACUCAACCAUACCGAAGGCGCCACUAUGGACCAAACCACGGCCCCCAUGUGGACAACCUCCAUCUUCACGAGACCAUGCAAGGUCGCACCACCAACCUUCACACCCUAUCCCAAGAAGGACUGUGAACUCCUUGUCAAACUCUGGACAGAGAACAAACUCCCAAUCGGCGCCCCAAUAGAGAUAUACGGCGGCACAUCAUACAUCCCAUACCACCGACAACUCAAGGCCGGAAAACACGCCUUCGAAUACCACCCGCUCACCAAAGAAUACACCUACAAAGGCAAACGCCCCGCAGAGUACGCCGACCAAAAAACAGAACGCCUCACGGACCUACUCGCCGACUACGCUGUUCAUCUCCUUGACACCAUCGCCGCCGGCAUCACCAGGUAUCAAAAAAGCGACCAACCAAGAAUUCACAUCCGACAACUUCUCGGAACGAGUCCCGAACAGGCUAUUGCGAAGAUGCAAGACCUUUCAAGAAGAAUUUCCAAGCAUCGAAAGAUCUUCGCCGGAAUAUUGGCUCCUAUGGAGGAAUGUCUCAAGAUCUGGUGCAAAAUGCGCUGCCAACUCAACGAAGAGCCGAUUUUCGACCUUAGCGAAAAUGUAGUUGAGAUGAUGGAACUGUUGAGAAAUGAGGAGAAUAUGGAUAAAAGACAAAGACAGUAUUGGGAGCUUAUGCUCCACACUCAUACCAGCAAAAGACUUGAGGCUCUGCUGGCUAUGCCGAGAGAUCAGUUUGUUGGUGGGCAGAGGUCGGAUGAGGAGAUUGCAUGGUUCCUGUUGAAGAACAAGGGCGACUAUAAGGAUAUCUUCAUCUACUAUCUCAACGCAGACGAAGGAAAGACCGCCGCAGCAAACACGACCGAAGACAACCACGAUGCCAGGCUUGCCGCCGAAGAUGGAUUCGACGUCGUCAUGGAUGAUAUCCCGAAGAACGACACAGAAGGCGAAAUCUUGGCUCUUCGAGCAUAUGCCGAACAGGCUGCCGUCAUACUGCAGUAUAACUUCAACGACUGCAGAGAAGGAGACGCCUACUACAUCGACGUGUUGUUCUUCUACAGAUGGGUGGAGAACAUCAUUGGCGCCACCGACGAGGAGCUGGCUGUGUAUCUGAAAGCGCAAGAAGUUGGCGAUUUCUACCUCUCGGCUUGGGUCAACGCAGCAUUCAACCUUGAUACUCCGACCUGGCAGUUAUUGACGAUAAAGAGCCAGGAGUUGAACGUGGACACGGCAUUCUACGGGCUCCCAAAACGACUUGGCCUCCAUGGACCACCAGCACUUGGUCGAGUCCGUCGUCUGGAAAUCGGCAACGAACGAGGAAUCAAAAAUGGACGGGAACGAAGGAGACGACAACGUGCCAUGGGUGUCGGACAAGCACGAAUCAAUCGAACACAGGCAGAGAAUCAAAACCCGCCUCGAACACGAAGCACCACGACAGGAGAAAAUCAACAACGGACGCAAACGGCAACCAGAAAUACGACAAUAAACCGAGAAGAAGAAUUCGAUUGGGGCCCAGUGCAAGAGUUCCACUUGUAGGACGCUUCAGAUGAAGUGGGCAAUUGGUAUGAGGAGGGAAAUGGAAAGGCAAAUGUAUUCCGAACUUUUGUAUCAAGGGAUGUGAGACGGAAAAUUGACGGG
Messenger RNA from Mollisia scopiformis, 1880 nucleotides. RefSeq lists its product as uncharacterized. The coding region runs from base 135 to 1778 and encodes 547 amino acids. The transcript has a single exon. The record is from RefSeq and is a predicted model, not a curated record. Lineage: Eukaryota; Fungi; Ascomycota; Leotiomycetes; Helotiales; Mollisiaceae.